UGUUAACAAAGACAAUCAAUUAAUGAAUAAAGCAAAUAACGCUCCAGCAGAGCUACGCAAGAUGCCACCACUACUAAGGCUGCAGUAAAGAAAGUGUAGAGCUCAUUUUAGAAAAAAUAAUUAGUACCUUUCUAGCGACAAUUAACACUUCCAAUGAAAGAUUUGCAAUACUUUUCUAUAAAAGCAAAAUGAUUUUGGCAAAUUUUCAACAUUUUGAAAAUAGCGAGAUGAAGGUUUGGACUUACGCGCCUCAUAUCCUCGCUAUAUCUUUCAUAUACUCUUGCACAAGUGCAGCGGCGCGCUGUUUGCCUGAGAAUGCCAACAAAAAGGAUGAUUCAACGCCCAAAACGUCGGCAGCAGAAGCACUGACUGGAACGCAGAUCUCAAUAGCCAUCGUCACUGCAACAACCCCUGUCGCUGAGAGAGUAACGUCUACGCCUAGUAUAACAGCAGCCUCAAAGCCAGCAGAAGUUACUACAAAUGUUGCUGUGCAGGAGCUGCUUACUAACAACGUCAUGCGCGUGCAAACUCCAGCAAUGCAAACGAUUACAAAAGAAAAUUUGCCUGCAUCCAACACCAACGACGUUACUUCGGAUUCAAUCACUCCAUCACCGCAUAGUCUCAUCACCGGCGACGUUGAGUCAGGCAAAGCCGCCGGUCCUAUAGUUUUGGGUUUUAUACAAACGCUGUUGCAGAAGAAGCAGAAUGCAUUGCAUAAUUUCAGCACAACCACAGCAUCGACCACAUCUACCACCGCUAGUACCACCAGUACUACAAGCACCACCAGCACUACAAGUACUACUACUACGACGACUGCGAGUCCGUCGACGACUAGUACUACGUCCACUACCACUACCACCACAACGACUCCAGCAUCAACAGGUUGAUAGGAAAAUACCAUAUCCAUCGAGGAUUCCACAUGUUUCCCCUUAAUCACUUUGUUAUAUACCUACUAUGUACAUACAUAUAUUUUUG
Rhagoletis zephyria (snowberry fruit fly) is the source of this 975-nucleotide messenger RNA. Its product is annotated as cell wall protein DAN4-like. The record is from RefSeq and is a predicted model, not a curated record. Lineage: Eukaryota; Metazoa; Arthropoda; Insecta; Diptera; Tephritidae.